Molecule: messenger RNA, 1443 nt
Organism: Cordyceps militaris CM01
Lineage: Eukaryota; Fungi; Ascomycota; Sordariomycetes; Hypocreales; Cordycipitaceae
Product: dihydrolipoyl dehydrogenase, putative
Exons: 1
Coding region: 1-1443 (480 amino acids)
Source: RefSeq, a predicted model, not a curated record
AUGUUUCGCUUUGCCAUGAACCAUUCCGUUCCGGCAGCGCCUACGCAAUGCAAGCCUCUCCUGAUCCAACCCAAGGUCUCAAUAGCGCCACAAGGUAUCAAAUUUGGUCGCCAGGAAGCGCACAUAUUUGAUCUAUUCCGUUUACGCACAGUUCAUCAAGUUGGUGGUAGUUUCAACCAGGUCUUCUGGACCAGUGAUGUGCUGCGCGCGGCGCGCCUCUAUCCCGCCGUCUGGCACGCUUGCCUUUCAUUCGCCGCGCUUGAUCAUAGGGCAAAGAAACCCAAAGCACCCGAAGCCGACAAGAUGUCGCUGUAUUCCUUUGCGCUGCUGCAGCAUAACGCUUCCAUUCGACACAUGGUUAAGAUUGCGCAGCAGGCGCUCCCGAGCUACGCCGACCAGGAGACUUUUAUGCUCGUAAGCAUGCUCUACACGGGUCUGUGUUGCCUGCAGGGAGACGUAUCACAGGCAGCCGAACAUGCUCGUACUAGCAUACUUCUCUUCUAUCAAUGGCGAUUUUGGGAGCACCAACACCAAGGACGUAGGGAUCACAUACUAUCCCCCGGCGCGCUCAUCUCCCUCAUUUCACUUUACGAAUCCCAAAUAUUCGGGCGUAUCCGAGGUGUGCCGAGGCCGAACUGGUAUCUUCAGGGGAAUCGGCCAGCGGCACCAGCCGAUCCCUACCAGUCAAUGAGUGACGCGUUUGUCGACAUUCAGCCCAUGUUGACGGCCAUUUUUCAAGCCUUCCCAAUGGUCACGCUGCCGGGGGAUAUUGCCAGGAUCUCGGGUUAUGAUGAGACGAUUCUAGAAUACAAGAGUCGCCUUGCCGUUUGGAGGUCGAAAUUCAAGGCAUUACUGGAAACGCAGCCUGAUGAUGCUUCGACCAAGCACGGUGUAACUCAACUUCAACUCAUGGAAGUAGCCGUGCACGUGUGCUUGCAUCUGGAUCGUACUCUUGGGGAGGAAUCGUUUGAUCACUUUACAGAUUCGUUUGCCAGAAUCACCCAUCUUGCGCGGCAGCUCAUCCAUCUCGAAAAGGAGGCAGAGGCCAGGCAGGGCAUUGACGGCCAGGGGUUUUCAUAUUCUGUGUCCGUCGCCGAGCUUCUGUUUGGCGUGGGCCGCACAUGCCGCGAUCGUUUGAUACGACGAGAAGCAGUCGCGCUGCUCCGGCAGUGGCCAAGAAGAGACGGUAUCUGGCGGCCGGUGGUCGUGGCCGCCAUGUGCGCUGCCGUGAUUGAGCUGGAGGAAGGGACGUGGUACGAGGCCAGAUCGAUCGCGCCGGACGAGUGCAGCUGUGCAUACGAAAGUUUCAUCUGUAAUAACCACCGAGUCGGCCGUCUCGAGUUGAAAAUGUCGCCUCCCGGACAGGCGUCUGUUCACUUUCGCUCCGUGAGCGAUGUCCGGCACCAGCGCGACGGUCUGACCAAGCCUGUCGCCAUAGGCUAA